Messenger RNA from Cyphomyrmex costatus, 4157 nucleotides. It is a transcript of the gene Ask1, whose product is annotated as apoptotic signal-regulating kinase 1. Gene Ontology annotation, biological process: protein phosphorylation; MAPK cascade. Bases 77 to 4051 code for a protein of 1324 amino acids. NCBI's taxonomy places the organism in Eukaryota, Metazoa, Arthropoda, Insecta, Hymenoptera, Formicidae. Gene Ontology annotation, molecular function: protein kinase activity; protein binding; ATP binding. The transcript is spliced from 22 exons. The record is from RefSeq and is a predicted model, not a curated record.
UCAGUCUUUGGGGUGUUCUACGAGAGAGGAGUACGAGAGGAACGUCAGUCACGUAUCAAGUGGAGUACGAAACAACAUGCCUUCUGUUUGUGGUGACAUGAUUGAUAUGGCUGCUGCCUCGCAAUCGAGCAUAAUGGAAGGGACCAGUACGGAUAGCGUGGGAACACAGAGUGACAUAUCUGGACACACAACAGUACCAGGAAGACCCAGAAUGGACGUGGCCUGCGUCUUGGAUUUGCAACAAUCGGAACAUCUUGUGCAACGAAAGAAAGCGCUAGACGAAGUUAGACAGGCCUGUAAUUUGGUCAAUGCCAAUAUACAUCAUAUACAGUUUGAGAAGCUUGAUUUUGGCGAAACUAAUGUGCUGGACACAUUUUAUAACGCUGAUGUGGCAGUUGUGGAUUUAAGUAUACAAUUGCAACAAUCUUCGCUGUUUUAUCAUCUCGGUGUUAGGGAAAGUUUUGGAAUGAAGGAAAACAUUUUGCUAUAUAAUGACAUAGACACAGAAGCUACAAUUAGACUCAAGUUAUCCUGUGGCAGUUACACAUUUGUUUCGUAUCGCGUUGUGGAAUCGUGUGGAUCAUGUGUAGCUACUAAUCCAGCUACCAGCAGAAUUACAGGCGAAGAAACAAUAGAUCCCAAACAGCAUCUCACUCUGAAACUCAAGAAAUUGUUUCAGGAUGUAGAAAUACAAUCCAAAGCACAUAUGAAAGAGAAAUUUCUGGCAGAUCUACGUAAGGCGCGUGAGACAUAUUCCGGAGAAGAACUUUCCAGAGCUCUGAAUAACAUGCGCAAACGUUUAGAUGAUCCAAAUGUUCUAUCAGGAGAGGUCGUUUUAAACGUUCUCAUUUCAUUCCGGGAAAUACAGGAUUACGAUGCAAUGGUACAACUGGUUGACGAUUUGAGAACUAUACCAACUCAUAAGAAUUAUAUAAAUACUCCAGCUAUAAGAUAUUUGUACGCGUUUGCUCUAAAUCGACGAAACAAAGAGGGCGAUCGAGAAAGAGCAUUAAAGGUUAUCGAGAAAGCACUGGAAAAAAAGGAAAAUCAUGUUCCUGAUAUGUUGUGUUUAUGUGGAAGAAUAUAUAAAGACAUAUUUGUGGAAAGCAGACACACAGAUCAGGAGAGUUUAAAGAAUGCGAUUCACUGGUACAGAAAAGGUUUUGAGGUUCAGCCUAACGAAUAUGCUGGUAUAAAUCUUGCUACUUUAUUGGUCAUAGCCGGAAAUGAGUUCUCUAAAAGUGAGGAGUUACAGCACAUAGGAAUGGUAUUAAAUAACUUAAUUGGCAAGAAAGGCAGUUUACCGAGCUUAAAAGAUUAUUGGGAUGUAGCAACGUUCUUUGAAAUUAGUGUAUUAGCGGAAGAUUAUUCGAAAGCUUUGCAAGCAGCUGAAUGUAUGUUUAAAUUGAAGCCACCGAAUUGGUAUCUGAAAUCGACAAUUGGCAACAUAUCACUGAUAGAUAGGUUCCGUAAAAAAAAUGAGGAAGCUGAAAUUGCACCGGAGGAACAAAUAUUUAGUUUCUGGAUGGACUACUUUGUCGAAGCUACAAAGCCGGAGGUUGGCGAUAGUAUACGGUUUCCAAUUUUAGUGUUGGAACCAACAAAAAUUUUAAUGCCGAGUUAUGUAAACGUGAAUCUCGGUGCGGAGGAGAAGUCUAUACAAAUAUGGAAUUUAUGUCUGGAUAAUAUGAAGAACAGUUGCAAACAAGUUCACGAUUGGUUGUUUACUGCAAACAUGAUACGUAGCGUAAGCCUGUACAAAAGGGAUGAAAGAUGUCUUUUUCUGUACGUUCAUCAAAAUUCGGAUGAUUUUCAAAUGUAUCUACCAUCAGUACAAUGUAGGCAAAGAUUUUACGACUUGAUCUUAGAAAUGACUAGAGAUCAAGAAGGCAUGGUUACAGAUUUGGAUACUUACAUGACUGAUGAUCGUAUGAAGUUCGAGUAUGAAUUGGAUGAUCAAAAUAAGCGUAUAAUUCUCGGUAAAGGUACAUACGGCGUAGUGUAUGCAGCGCGUGAUUUAAAUACGCAAGUCAGGAUUGCGGCAAAAGAAAUUCGUGAACGAAAUUUGGGCGAUGUACAGCCUCUUCAUGAAGAAAUUAAAUUACAUAGUCAAUUGAGGCACAGAAAUAUUGUUCAAUAUUUGGGUUCUGUAAGCGAGGAUGGAUAUUUUAAAAUCUUUAUGGAGCAAGUUCCUGGAGGAAGUUUAUCAGCGUUGCUAAGAUCGAAAUGGGGUCCUUUGAAAGAAAACGAAUCAACUAUCUCAUAUUAUACUAAACAGAUGUUGGAAGGUCUUAAAUAUCUCCAUGAUCAAAAAAUAGUUCAUAGAGAUAUAAAAGGUGAUAAUGUAUUGGUAAAUACAUACAGUGGAGUAGUAAAAAUUUCUGAUUUCGGUAUGUCCAAACGUUUGGCUGGCUUAUGCCCGAGCACAGAAACGUUUACUGGGACAUUACAGUACAUGGCACCAGAAGUUAUUGACAAGGGUCAACGUGGUUAUGGUGCGCCUGCGGACAUUUGGUCUUUAGGUUGCACGAUAGUUGAGAUGGCCACCGGCAAACCUCCGUUCAUUGAGCUAGGUUCUCCACAAGCAGCUGUUUUUAAAGUGGGAUAUUACAAAAUACAUCCUGAGAUUCCGUCAGAGUUAUCUGAAAGAGCAAAAAGUUUUAUAUUACGUUGUUUUGAGCCAAAUCCUGAUAUAAGAGCAACCGCGGCAGAGUUAUUGGAGGAUCCAUUUCUUAAUGAAAAAAAGAAGAGCAACAGAUUAGUCGCGCCACCAGAUUUCAGUAGAAGCAUAUCAGUUCCUGCAGAUAGAGCGGAACGUUUGGGAAAAUGCGAUAAAACAAAUAAUAAUCAUAUUGUCUCUGCCACACCUAUACAGAUGUCUCAAUCCGAUGAUAGUACAAUAGGGAAUACUCCAUCGAUAGAAACUAGUGAAACUGAUACAGCUGGUGUCUCAAUGACUAGAAGAAGUUCGUCUGGUGGCUUAUUAUCACCAGAAGUUGAAUUAGGAGGACAACCAGGACAAAAAUCUGGAGAAGAGCAAGAGGGUUUUUAUCUGUUAAAGAAGGAUAGUCAAAGACGUAUGACAUUAACAAGGGUUCUCAAUCAAGAUGAGGCAAAAAUUUGUGAAGUUUGGAUGAGAGGUAUACAUCAAGCGGAAGGACAAACUGUGUUGCAAAUGAGUCACUUAGUGUUGCUCAUGCGUGGCUUGAGAGAUUAUAUAGCAGAGCAAAAUCAGGAUGUAAUAGUAACCGCUAUUCGAACACUGAAAGAGGAAUUGGAUUUUGAUUCGACCGCUAUUAAUCAUUUACAUUUGGCUAUUUAUUUAUUUCAAACAGCAGUAAAUGAGGUUCUCAGAAUGCAUAGUAUAAAGCCACAUUGGAUGUUUGCUUUGGACAAUUUAGUAAGAAAUGCUGUUCAAGCUGCUAUUACUGUCUUAUCUCCCGAAUUGGGUGCCAACUUACUUGGACAAGAACGAGUACAAUCUGGUGGUCAAGGCCCUGAGGAAGGGUCAACGUCUGGGGUAUCAACGGUAAAUUCUGUGAAAUCUCAAAAAACCGCUGACUCUGUCGAUAAUAAGUAUUGGAAAGAAUAUAGAGAUCAAAUGGGAGCAUUAAAAAUGGAAAAUAUGAAGUUACUUCAAGAACUGAUAGAAAGUCAGAAAUCAUAUCAAACGUUAUUGCAACAAGCUCUCGAAGAGCAGAAAGCCCAAGUUAAUACAUUGACACAUUUGUGUGAAAAUAUUAAUAGAAGAUCAAUGAGACAGGAAUCAGGUUAUAAUUCUUGCAUUUUUGGAAAUAUAUCUCAACAAUCCUUAACAACUAUUGAUACGCACAGUACGGUUUCACAUCCGGAUACAGCCGUUGUCGAUUGGUUACAGAAUCUUCAAAUAGAUGAAACAUCAAUCGAUAGGAUUUUAUAUGAGGAAUAUACAUUGGAAGAUAUUUUACAUCAUGUUACACGAGAAGAUUUCCGUAGGCUAAACUUGAGGGGAGGGAUUGAACUCAGGAUAUGGCAAGCCAUAUUGAAACAUCGGGAGAAUAAUGAAAAUUAAAUUGUAAAAAUUACAAUACAAUUAUAUAUUUUACAAUCAUUUUUAGUGAUAAAAUGUCACUAACAGCUGGAGUUUAAAGCAGAAUAAAUUAUCUGCUUUAAUUAGG